This is a messenger RNA of Akanthomyces muscarius, 1449 nucleotides long. RefSeq lists its product as uncharacterized. Gene Ontology annotation, cellular component: fungal-type vacuole membrane. The transcript has 4 exons. The record is from RefSeq and is a predicted model, not a curated record. Gene Ontology annotation, molecular function: calcium:proton antiporter activity. Gene Ontology annotation, biological process: calcium ion transmembrane transport; intracellular calcium ion homeostasis. NCBI's taxonomy places the organism in Eukaryota, Fungi, Ascomycota, Sordariomycetes, Hypocreales, Cordycipitaceae. The coding region runs from base 1 to 1449 and encodes 482 amino acids.
AUGGCUUCUACAAACGCCGCCUUUCGCCAGCGUCACUCCCAAGCCGCCAUGUCCACGUCCUCUACAGCGUCGUCCUCGUCCACGUCGCACCGUUCGCCCUCUGCCGACGCAACAGCGCCAGAGCCUCUGCUGUCCGCGGAUGCCCCUGAUGCGCGACGCGACAGUGGGCUGACAACGACCCCCGGGCUUCGUCGCACAGACACGUUCGGGCAGCUGGCCGCCAUCCUCAGCGACGACUACAUUGGCGAGAGCAAGCCGCUGCUGCUCGCCGUCCCCGCGGCCAUUGCGCUGUCGCUGGUGCCGCGCAUGCCCGCGGCGCUCGUCUUUGUCCUCAACGGCGCGGCGCUGGUGCCCCUGGCGGCGCUCAACAUUCUCACCGUCCUGACCAUGACGAAAAAUGCGCGGGUCUGGGGCGGGCUCUUCCGUGCCGUCGGAGGAAACUCUACAGAGUUCAUUAUUAGCGCGGUGGCGUUGGUCUAUGGCGAGAGCGCCCUAGUCCAGCAAACGAUGAUUGGCAUCAUAUUAAAUUAUGCGCUUCUUGUCCUUGGUGGCAGCUUCCUCCGCGCCAGUUACGGCAAAAAAGACGCCUCCUUUAGCAAGUCGAGAACCAGCAUCAUGUCUUCCCUAGUCAUGGUAACAUCCUUCUGCCUCGUCAUUCCCACCGUCAUGUCCCUCACCACCGGCGUUGAAGGAAUCGACUCCCCCGAGGCCAUCGACCGCGGCAUUCUCAACCUUUCCCACAUGACGGCCACGGCGCUCGUCCUCCUCUUCUUCACCUACCUGUCGUUUCGCUUCGUCACCCACGGCCAGUUCUUCCCCGCGAACCCGGGCGCCGUCCAGUUCAACCCCGACAGCCGCACCAACACGCGUCUCGACUCCAAGCAGCACCAGACCGCCGCUGGACUUCCCACCCUAGGCGUCAGCCUGCUCGGCAGCCUUUCCUGCACCGUCGCCUGUGCCAUGUUUCUGCUGCGCAGCAUGAACGGAGCGGCAAGGAGCCUGCACAUUACCAAGACCUUCAUCGCGUUUGUUGUCUUGCCGCUCAUUGUCAGCUCUGCCAAGUCUGUCAGCAUAAUUCGUCAUGCCCGACCCGAGGAGACUGGUGGCACGCAGAUGAGCCGCCUCGACUUUGCCAUCCGUUCCGUCAUGACCAACGUGCUUGAUACGCUGCUCUUCAACAUUCCACUGCUGGUAUUCCUUGGUUGGGCGCUCAACCAGCCGAUGGUGCUUGUAUUUGGACUAUUUGACGCGGUUGUCUUUGUUCUUUCCGUCACCAUCAUGACAUUUCUUGUCCGCUACGGCAAGACUACGUAUUUCGAAAGUUGCAUGCUCAUGGGAACAUACCUCUCCAUGGCCAUUGUCUUUUUCGUCCGACCCGAUUAUGCCCACGGUGCUCGCCCGCCGCAUGAUUUCAUCCCUGACAGCCCACCCCAGGCGAGCAUUCUGUAG